Hydatigera taeniaeformis is the source of this 1230-nucleotide messenger RNA. NCBI's taxonomy places the organism in Eukaryota, Metazoa, Platyhelminthes, Cestoda, Cyclophyllidea, Taeniidae. The record is from the annotation of a GenBank genome assembly.
AUGAAAUUGUUACUUCUUUUAGGCUGUGAAAAGUGUCCAGCGAUCGAGGAAUGUGAAAUCGUGGUAUGCUCAAGCGAGGAAAGAUCGGGCAAACUUCUUCCAAUCACCUCAGAGAGUUGUGAACUCUCGUGCAGUCAAGUGGACAUUAGUUGCCGACGUUUUCCAAAUGGACGUCUAGAUUGGUAUCCUUUUAAUCCGUGUGGGAUCACGACAACCACUUCCACAACAACCACCACCACCACCACCACGACAGCUGCUGUCUCGAUUGAUCACGCGCCUCCGUCUUUCGACUACCAAAAUGCCCUUGAAACAACAGUUCAAAUUCCACUAUUUUUUCCUUCUGGAUCGACUUCUAAAGACAUGCUUCACGAUAUUGAUCCCAUUCUCACGCCAGUGGAACCAACAGCUCAACAAAAGAAGCAAAGCUAUGGUCUUAGUUGGUUAGUCUCAGAACCUGAGCUGGAGCUUAUUUUAUGGGUUAUGUUUGGAGUAGCUUUGAUGCUUAUACUCAUUGGCUUUAUUGGACUUGGCGGUUUUUUGUGCUAUCGGCGGCGUAUUAAGAAACAAAUUAAAAUCACUACCUGUCCACGCUAUUACGAUGCAAACAGGCAACGAGCCUAUGGCAUAGUUGCCUACGACGCUGCUACCUAUAGUCCAGGUCUGGAAUAUGAGAAACUGCGAGGCAGCAAUGGUGCCUGCUACUGGACUCAUAGACCAGAUAUCAGAGAACCCGGUACAAUUAGACGAGUUCCCUCUCCGCAAAUCUCCGUUUGUUCACCCUUUUGUUCCGCAAACCGUCAUGGAACAGCUACAGUGGAUCACAACUACGUUCAUCACGUAUCCAUCCCAAGCACAAGCUAUCGCCUCACGGACGGUGUGACACCAAUAAAUUCCGCCUACCAUCUUGUAACAUUGGCGCCCACAUUGGACACAAUGGAGAACGCAGUGAUGGGCAAACCAGCAACGUGCAUGCAAGAUGUUUCAUAUAUUCAUGGGCUGGAAUCUGGGCCAACGAGCUUGGAUAGGCAUCAGCGGGCAGUGCUAACCAUGACACCAGAUCGGCAGAUUACGGGAGGAACACCUUCCUUGACUGCAACCUCUCCCAUUCCUAUGGGCAAUGAUGCUUUCCUUGUGGGUACUUAUCGCAGAACUAACAGUUUUCGGAGUGAGACGAGGGGCGAUCCCGAGCCCCGUGGACAAAUCAUUCAACAACAGCAAACAAAGGUUUAA